CCCGCUCCCCGGGGCCCCCAGCCCGGCCGUGCGCUGACAGCAGCGGCGGGGGUCCCCGCUGCCCCCGUGUCUCGCGCAGGCUUCGGCUGGAGCCGCGGAGCCCCAGGCGCGGCCAUGGACCGGUCCCUGGCGGCGUCUACGGAGGCGGAGGAGGAACUGGAGUGGCAAGUGGCAAGUCGGAGGAGGAAGGCCUGGGCCAAGUGCCGCGGCUCCUGGCAAGCGUCGGAGACAGAGGAUCUGUCCACAGAAGCGACAACCCAGGACGAGGACGAGGACGACGAGGAGGACCUCCCCGGCGCGAAGCUGCCGGCGGCCACGGGGAGAGCAGGAAACGUGCCCAACGAGAAGAUCGCGAUAUGGCUCAAGGACUGCCGUACACCUUUGGGAGCCUCACUGGAUGAGCAAAGCAGUAGUACACUCAAGGGUGUGCUUGUGAGAAAUGGAGGAAGUUUUGAAGAUGAUUUGUCAUUGGGAGCGGAAGCCAACCACCUCCAUGAAAGUGAUACUCAGAUUGAAAACUGCAGUAAUAUCUUGGCCAAAGAAAGAAGACUACAGUUUCAUCAGAAAGGGAGAAGUAUGAAUUCCACUGGAUCUGGGAAAAGUAGCGGGACAGUCUCAAGUGUUUCAGAAUUGUUGGAACUUUAUGAGGAAGAUCCUGAAGAAAUUCUUUAUAAUCUUGGAUUUGGACGAGAUGAGCCAGAUAUUGCUUCUAAAAUUCCAUCAAGAUUUUUUAAUUCAUCAUCAUUUGCCAGAGGGAUAGAUAUUAAAGUAUUUUUGAGUGCUCAAAUGCAACGGAUGGAAGUAGAAAACCCAAAUUAUGCUUUAACAAGCCGUUUUCGUCAAAUUGAAGUACUUACUACAGUGGCCAAUGCGUUUUCUUCCUUAUAUUCCCAAGUCUCUGGGACUCCCCUGCAGAGAAUUGGAAGUAUGCCCUCGAUAACCUCAAACAAGGAGAUAGACUCACCUCCACCUUUAACUCGAAGUAAUACUGCAAAUCGUUUAAUGAAAACACUAUCAAAACUAAAUUUAUGUGUUGAUAAAACAGAGAAAGGAGAGGGUAGCAGUCCUUCCCCAGCCAUUGAAAAAGGGAAGAUUCUAAAUUUUACAGCAGUUGAAGAAAGUGUUAAUAAAAAUGAUCAGAAAUCUCAAAAAAUUAUAAAGAAGAAAGACUCAUCUUUCUUGUUGGCUACAGUUAAAGAAGAGGCAUCAGGUAGUUCAGCAGCUGUUACGGAGAAUGCUGACACUGACAAACUUUCUGAUGAAGCAAGUAGUAACUUUAACCAAGAAACUGAAGAUGAGCAAAGUAAAGCAUCUCAAACUCAUGAGAAUAGACUGGGUGAGGAAUCUGGUAUUAUAGAAUCUGAUUUAAGCAGCGAUUUCAACAUGUCCAGCCACAGUGAGCUAGAAAAUAGCAGUGAGCUGAAAGAUAUCCAUAUGUCCACAGCUGAAAAAGAGCCAAGUGCACCACUGACGAACCCAUCCAUAAGAAACGUAAUGGUGCAGCAGAAGGACUCCUUUGAAAUGGAAGAGGUUCAAAGUACAGAGGGAGAGGCUCCUCAUGUUCCAGCCGCUUACCAGCUAGGUCUGACCAAAUCAAAAAGAGAUCAUCUAUUACGUACUGCAAGUCAGCAUUCUGAUAGCAGUGGUUUUGCGGAAGAUUCAACAGACUGCCUGUCCCUUAACCAUCUUCAGGUUCAGGAGUCCUUGCAAGCCAUGGGGAGUAGUGCCGACAGUUGUGACAGUGAGACAACAGUCACAUCAUUUGGUGAAGGCCUUGUCACACCAAAAGCACAAGACCAGCCUUAUUUUAAUGAAUCUGAGGAGGAGUCGCUUAUCACUCUUCAGAAAGGAAGAGAGAAGGCAGCAGCAAGUGCUGACAAAAGAAAGUCAGAUAGCCAGAAUUUCCCCAAAAGUGAGACUGCUGAGGAUGAUGGAAAUGAACAGUCCACCUGUCAUCAAGAGGAUUGCGUGACUAAAAUCACUGAAACUCAAGAGGUUUCAUCUCCAGCCCAGAGAGUCGAGCUACCAAGGGAAGAAAGUGCUGAAAGUGAUGUGGAUAAAAGCAGCGAAUGUGAAUUUGCCCAGUAUACUACACACCAUAUUCUUAAAUCAUUGGCUUCUAUUGAAGCUAAAUGCAAUGAUAAGGGCUCUGAAGAGACAGUUGUGCCUCCUGCUUCUUCUGUGGACAGAGUUAAUAUAGCUUUGCAAAGAGCUCAAAUGAAGGUUUGUAGUCUCUCUAGUCAAAGAGUAGGGCGUAGCCUGAUAAAAUCAAAAGAUCUGUUAAAACAGAGGUACUUAUUUGCAAAAGCUGGCUAUCCUCUAAGAAGGUCUCAAUCUUUGCCAACUACAUUAUUGAGCCCGGUAAGGGUUGUGUCCGCUGUCAAUGUUCGCUUUUCUCCAGGGAAAGAGACCAGGUGCAGUCCACCUUCUUUCACUUACAAGUACACACCCGAAGAAGAGCAAGAAUUGGAAAAAGAGGUUACUGAACAUGAUGGCCAGUCUCUAGUUAAAUCCACUGUUUUCAUCUCUCCAUCAUCUGUGAAAAAGGAAGAAGCCUCCCAGAGUGAGGUGAACCGGCUAGAGGAAGGCCAUCAUCGAAGGACUCCCACCUGCUCAUUCUGUGCUCAAGCACCUAUAUCGCAGUCCACCUGCUCCCUUCACUCUCUCCACUCUGAGUGUCAGGAGAGGCCCCUGUGUGAGCACAUGAGAACUCUGAGCACUCACAGUGUCCCCAACAUAUCCGGCAUCACCUGCAGUGCCUUCUCUUCUCCUUUUGGGUGUCCUUAUGCACAUAGACACGCUGCCUACCCUUACCGCGCAUAUUCCGUGAACCCUCCUUCUGCCAUCGAAAUGCAGCUGCGGAGAGUGUUGCAUGAUAUUAGAAACUCACUGCAGAACCUUUCACAGUACCCUAUGAUAAGAGGACCAGAUCUUGCUGCUGCUCCAUACAGUACUCAGAAAUCAUCUGUUCUACCUCUUUAUGAAAAUACUUUUCAGGAGCUCCAAGUAAUGAGGCGGAGCCUGAAUUUGUUUAGAACACAAAUGAUGGAUUUAGAAUUGGCAAUGCUACGUCAGCAAACCAUGGUUUAUCAUCAUAUGACUGAAGAGGAGAGAUACGAAGUUGAUCAGCUCCAGAGUUUGAGAAAUUCGGUCCGAAUGGAGCUUCAGGACCUAGAGCUGCAGCUGGAGGAACGCCUGCUGGGCCUGGAGGAGCAGCUUCGCGCCCUGCGGAUGCCGUCUCCCUUCCGCUCCUCAGCACUGGUGGUCACUGAACUGAUGCAGGAGCAGUUAUACCUGAAAUCUGAAUUGGGCCUGGCACUUGGAGAAACGGGGUUUGAAAUUCCUCCUGGAGAAAGCUCAGAAUCUGUUUUCUCCCAAGCAACCUCAGAGUCAUCUUCUGUGUGUUCUGGUCCCUCUCAUGUUAGUAAAAGAAUUGGAGUACCUUCUAGUGACUCUGUGGCCAAACCCAAAACGCAGUUAGUGUCAAGCAAGAAAGUAUUCCGUGCGUCAGUAGCCCUCACGCCAACAGCUCCUUUUAGAGUAGGUUCUGUGCAGACACCUCCAGAUUUGGAAAGUUCUGAGGAAGUUGGAGCAGCUGAAGAAGCCUCAGAGGCAGUAGGAGCUAAAUCUGAAGUGGAAGAAGGGCAUAGAAAUAUCCCAUUAAUGCCAGCUGCUGAGGAAAUGCAUAAAAAUGUGGAGCAAGAUGAGUUGCAGCAAGUCAUACGGGAGAUUAAAGAGUCUAUUGUUGGGGAAAUCAGACGUGAAAUCGUGAGUGGACUUUUGGCAGCAGUAUCUUCAAGUAAAGCAUCUAGUUCUAAGCAAGACAAAUAGUCAUUAAAUAGAAUUUACAGGUUGACAUGGAUCAUAUUAGCUGUAUAAUAUUGGGGUUAUCAAUGGUAUACACUGGUGGAGGUGUUAUUUGUGCUUCAAAAGAUACUUGCUGCUGAGCUGGGCUACUGUAUAAAUGUACAAUGUUUAUUUCUUCUAUGCAUAUCUUUUAAAAGUACAUAGAAACUUAGCCACUUUGCUGACAAUUCUAAACUAUCAAGACUGUAGCAGUUUGAAAACCUAAUAUUUAUUUGUAUGUCAAUAUUUUCUAAUUGAUUCCCUAUAUAGAAGUAAUUUUAAGACUUGAAGACUUCCAGACUUAACCAACUUAUAAAUAACAUAUUUCUUCAGAAUAGCUUCUUAAAACACUGACCUCUAUGAGGUAUUUACUGUGCAAUAACUGAUUCAUUUUUUGAGAGCUUGAAGCAACCAAUGAUUUCCUUCCACUGCUGUUAAUUAGUGUCACUUCCAAGAAGAAAAAGUGUUCUGUUGUAAAAAUUGCUAUUAAUUCUUGAGGAGGCUACUAAUAGCAGUAUGGUAGAAUUCUAUGAGGCUACCUACAGCUACUUCAUGUUCUUACACUGUAAGCCUUGUUACUUUACCCAGGACAAAUGUAAUUUUAUUAUAGCUUACAUAGUAUUUUUCUUUUGGAAAUAUGCCUUAUGUUAAACACUAUGUACUUUUUGCCUUGUCCAGGCUUCUUUAUUAUAAGGAGAGAUCUUUUCUUCUGUCUUUUAGACAAAAUAGUAGAGUAUUACCAAAAUAACAGGGCCUGUGACUUGAAUGCAUAGAAAUGAUUAAGCUGGAUUUUGUCUUUUCAAAGUGAAACUGAUUUAGAUUUGUUUCCCUCGUCCAUAAAUGGUUUUAAUUCAGUUUUGACCACUGAAAAAUGUUCAUUUUUAUGAAAAAAGGAAAAUGGUUUCCUAUUUGGUUUUAUAUAUGUCAAAUGGAUGUGUAAAGUAACAACUAAAUGUAAUUGGAAUUAUUCUUUUAGCAUUUAUAGUUUUCAACUCAUUAUGUUUCUUUUUGUGUAAAAUUUUAAUCAAAAGUGGUUGAGAUGUUAACAGUAUUCUUUGAAAGAAUAUCUAAAAGGUCUGUUAAUGUUGAAUUAUCACACAAAGGCUGAUUUCUAAAAAAAAAAUAUUAAAACAAUAAAGUAUUUAUUUUGCCUAACAUGCUAUCAGUGGUUUCUUUUCUUGAACUCCAACAUGAAGAAUUUGGAUUAGAUUUGAUCAGUAACAAAGUCUAAAAGAAUUGCAGCACAUAACAAAAUAGGUUUUUAUUCUCUUUUCUUGAAGAGGCUUCAACAAUGCUUAAAAAGUGCAGUUGAGACUAGACCACCCUGGAGAGACAGCACAUACUGAUGCCUGUUGGCCUCAUCUAGUUCUGAGGUCCUAAUGAUUACCAUCUGAGACCACAGAAAACUCCUUUUAAACUGUACUGUUAAAACUACAAAAAAACAGACAUUAAAAUAUUCUUUUAUUACUUGGUCAAAUUAUUCAACAGUUUAACUAGUUGAUUCUAAUAGCAGUAAUGAUAAGUAUAGACCAAACAACCCUGUCUUAAUACAGGAAUAGUUGAUUUUAAUUGUUUAGUUUUGUAGCCAAUUUUAGUACAUUUCUGACAAUACGUGAUACCCAAAAUUUGAUCUUCAAAGUUAGGGAUAUAACAGUUGCAGCAACUUAUAAGGUGAACAGUGGACAGAUCAGUUGCAUAGCAUACACAUGAAAUAAAAUGAACCACAACACUAUUAGAGUUUCAUCUUCCCUCUCCUUAUUUUAAACCUUUGUGUACAUAGUAAAUAUUGGAAAGCUGUUAUGUUCAAGCCACCAUGCUAGCUGCUAUAUAGAAAUGAAGAAUGAGAGAGGGUCUAAAAAAUAGAUGGAGAAACAAGCAUAUGUUUAUUUAUGCUUAAGUUUAGAAAUACCAAAUGCAAAAUAGAAAAACAAAAAUCAAGAGUAUAGCCUGGGGUGGUCAGAGAAGCCUUUACCAAAGAGAUGUGGUUUGAGUAAAAACUCUUCAAAAAUGGGAAGUGGAAGGGGCAGGGUUCAAAUAGUCAAGAAGAAUAUUAGCAAAAGUUAUCCAGAAUGCGUAAGUCUAGUUUGAAUCACCGUGUGUAGUCAUAAUUUGAUUAUAGAGUGAAGGAUUUUUGAAGGGGAAUAGUGAAAAAGUUGGAAAGGUAGGUUGUGGGUAUAUUGUGUAGUCUUGAAUGCUAGAUUAGAGGUCCCUGGAUAGCGCAAAUGACUUGCUCGUCUACUAACAGAAAGGUGGGCGAUUUGAACCCAUUGAGCAGCCCUGCAGAAGAAAGGCCUGGCAGUCUGCUUCUGUAAAGAUUCCAGCUAAGAAAACCCUAUGGAGCUCAGUUCUAAUCUGUAACACAAGGGGUCACCGUGAAUAGACUCGACGGCAAUGUGUUUUUGUUUUUGUUUUUAAUGCUAAUUAAGGAAUGUAUUGACCACGUUACAUACAGGUAAUAGAGGACUGGCAUAAUGAAUGCAAUGUUUUUAUGAAUGCAGGUUAUCCAUAGUUUAUGUAUAUUGUGCUAAGAGCUUGAACUAAGAAAUCAGAAGAAAAACAAUCUUGAAAUUUCGAAGUUUGGAGCCCCUAUGAAUGAUACCUUACUGACAAAAAUAGGCAGUUUCUCAAGUUUGACAUACAUAUUGUUUCUCUAAAGAGUAUUCAGUUGAAUUUCAGUAACAUGGAAAAUAUGUAUUACAUCAUUUAGGAAUAUUUGCUCAGCUGGCUAUCUUCAGCUUUUUAAGAGGAAAAUGAGAAUGCAGUAAAAAGUGCAUGUAAAAAAAUGUAGAGAAAGUUAUGUACUGCCCAUGUUCCUCACUUGCACAAAGGGGAGUGUGGUGCUAGUGGAAGAAUAAAGCAAAACGGAGGCAUAGGUUCUUCUUCUUCCCCCUCUCCUGGAAAGGAGGAAUUGACAGCACUGCUAAGAAGUGGGGAAAGGAAACAGUCCACCAGCUUAUAGUUAAAGCUGAAGAUCUAAGUUUUGUAGUAGGUUAGGUAUGCCUAAUUAUUAGAAUCAUUAUGAAUAUAGCAAACAUGUAAUUAGCAC
This is a messenger RNA of Trichechus manatus latirostris (Florida manatee), 6892 nucleotides long. RefSeq names its product ITPR interacting domain containing 2 (gene ITPRID2). Gene Ontology annotation, molecular function: signaling receptor binding. Lineage: Eukaryota; Metazoa; Chordata; Mammalia; Sirenia; Trichechidae. Bases 115 to 3831 code for a protein of 1238 amino acids. The record is from RefSeq and is a predicted model, not a curated record. The transcript has 17 exons.